AAAGUUUUUAACCUUUUGGUUUUGAAUUAGCAGUUUCAGUCAAUGAAGUUGAAGCACUGUAUGAGUUAUUCAAGAAACUGAGCUGUUCAAUCAUUGAUGACGGCCUGAUUCACAAGGAAGAGCUUCAGCUAGCGCUUUUCCAAGCUCCAUAUGGUGAGAACCUCUUUCUUGAUAGGGUUUUUGAUUUGUUCGAUGAAAAUAAGAAUGGGGUUAUAGAAUUUGAAGAGUUUAUCCAUGCCUUGAGUGUGUUUCAUCCCUACGCACCAAUUGAAGAGAAGAUCGACUGUAAGGAUCAUAGCAACAUAACUAUUCAAUGUCCUGCUAAUGAUGUACAGUCUCAAGCAUAUGUUUUUGAUCAUUGGCAGUUGCGUUUAGGCUCUAUGAUAUAAGAAAAACGGGAUUUAUUGAGCGAGAAGAGGUAAAUAAUCAGCCAUUGCAACUUGAAACGGUGUGUUUGAGGUUUUUAGUAAGUUGAUGUUGUUAAUGUUUAGGUGCACCAAAUGGUGGCUGCUAUCUGAUGGAAUCUGAAAUGAUUCCUUCUGAUGGACUUCUGACCAUGAUCAUUGAUAAAGUGAGUGUAUAAGUUGGUGUCUCAGUUAAUUAGAAGAUUAGUUAUUCACAUUUUAUAUCUCUAAUUUGGUAUUUGCUAGACAUUUGCUGAUGCAGACUCUGACAAAGACGUAAAAUAACUAAGAAGGAAUGGAAAUACUGAGGAUUUUUUUCUCUGAUCUGAGUCCGGCAAGUGUUCCUCCGUCGUCGAGGUGAGGCAAGGCUGUUAGUAAACAAAAUGUUAUCUGAUUUUUGCCAAUUUGUUUUUCUAUGUCAUUGUCAAUAGGCUGUUGGCAAUGUGAACUAGAUCAUUGGCCCAACAUUGAUGGAAAGUAUCCAACUCAGCAAACUGCUAUUGACAAGUUCAUGGUCUAUGAACUGAUAAAAACGAGUGGGAUUGGUACAAUCAAAAGGUGAUUCAAGGAAAAUUAAUGUUUUAUGUAUUUACUUAAUAGUGAAAGAAUAUUUUAAUAGGUUAGAAUAUUGCAUGUUUUGAACUCUGUAUGUGAUUCUGAUAUUCUAAGAAUAUAGGAUAUUGACUUUUUCUGCACCAAAAAGGUCACCGGUAUCAAGAUGGACAAAAAUGGUGUUACGCUUCUUGCUCCAACUGUACCAAGAAGCUUCAACGGACUGUCUCAGCCUAUUAUUAUAAAGAAGAGCUACUCUCUUCUCCUAUGCUGUCACGUCAUUAAUUCGUUAAACCACAGGCUGACACGUGUCCACAAAACCUAUACGCUGCGUUUCAUUUAUCCUGGUGUAUAUUGUGUUUGGGCUUGCGAUUGCAUUCGUGCCAUUAUUUAGCUUCAUAAAUCUGAUAUGAUCGAAACGCAUCGUUUUCAUUUUUUUCAUCCUGUUCCUUUGGUGCCGCUGCGAUAUCGGACGAGACUCUAGGGUUUACGAUCCUGUUGGUUCAUCUUCUUCCUAACGAUCCAGGAAUCCACCAGUUACAGAUUCAUCCCAUUAAAGUCGUUCUUCAAUCCAUCGUCCACAAUCUACCUUAAGUGCGACCUUUGCUUUUGAGAGGCGGUGGAACUUUGAAUAUAAAAAGGCUAGCAUCUCUACUCUCAAAAUCAUCCUAUCAUUCUAGAUUCAAAAGGAUUUCGAGACUUGUGAUCUGAUUUCAUCACAAUUUUCUAAGAGCAAAGAAUGAAGAAGAAGAAUGAUUAUUAACCAUUGAGGCAUGGACUGGCCGCAAAUUUCCUCUAGAUCAAGCUCUCUUACCGUUGGAGAGCAACUCUGCGCCGUUUUUAUACCUGUCUUUGCCAUUUUUGAUUUCCUCUUCUCAACCGUUGGACAAUGAUUCGACUGCUGCAGCCGCGGAUCGCCUCAUACAUGUCAGCACGCGAAUCUGGCUCUUCUUGCCCUUGAAUCUCCAUGUGGUUUUCUUCUUUUUAUCAAUGAAUUUUCAAUUUUCUCUUUUUGGGACCGCAAAAGUUUUUAACCUUUUGGUUUUGAAUUAGCAGUUUCAGUCAAUGAAGUUGAAGCACUGUAUGAGUUAUUCAAGAAACUGAGCUGUUCAAUCAUUGAUGACGGCCUGAUUCACAAGGAAGAGCUUCAGCUAGCGCUUUUCCAAGCUCCAUAUGGUGAGAACCUCUUUCUUGAUAGGUUGCGUUUAGGCUCUAUGAUCUAAGAGAAACAGGAUUUAUUUAGCGAGAAGAGGUGCACCAAAUGGUGGCUGCUAUCUGAUGUAAUCUGAAAUGAUUCCUUCUGAUGGACUUCUGACCAUGAUCAUUGAUAAAACAUUUGCUGAUGCAGACUCUGACAAAGACGUAAAAUAAGUAAGAAGGAAUGGAAAUACUGAGGAUUUUUUCUCUGAUCUGAGUCCGGCAAGUGUUCCUCAGCAAACUGCUAUUGACAAGUUCAUGGUCUAUGAACUGAUAAAAACGAGUGGGAUUGGUACAAUAAAAAGGAUAUUGACUUUUUCUGCACCAAAAAGGUCACCGGUAUCAAGAUGGACAAAGAUGGUGUUACGCUUCUUGCUCCAACUGUACCAAGAAGCUUCAACGGACUGUCUCAGCCUUUUCCGUGUGCACUGCAACAAUACUAAUGUUGUUGGUGUCGUCCGAUAUGUAUCUAUAUAACAUGUUAUUUCCAUUCAUUGCACUGAGUGUCCACACACACGUAGUUACCCUUGACACUUAAUCAGUGGCGGAGCCAGAAAUAAUUUUUACCGGGGUCAUAAAUAUAUCGCGCAACAAGAUUACAACAACAAAAAUAAGAACUAUCUGUAAUUUAUUUUGUUUUCAAUAGAUAAAGAAGUGAAAUAAUCAAAUAACCAUUUGAAAAGUUGUAUGGAACAUAAGUUUCCCAUUAAAUGUAGUGUGGUCGUGUUUUAUUAAAGAAUAAGUAUUGUUUUUAUUAUAUAAAAAUGUAGUAAACUUUUAAAAUAUCGUAUAGGACUUGGACUUUUUAAAUAAGGGCUGUAAUAUCUGUAAAGUAAAAAUAUAUAUGCAAAAUCUUACUGAGAAAAAUGUCAUUUGGGGAAUUGAGACUAAGUUUAGAGGGGUCAUAACUACAAUUAAGACCGCUUGAGCUCGAGAUUCUUAAUGAUUUCAAAUACAAAACAAAUAAUUUGAUUAUUUUAGUGGGGUCAGCUGAACCCCCUAUUCCCUUGGUAGAUCCGUCCCUGCACUUAAUACAUGUUUUCCGACUUGUAGAUAUCGUGUGGAGAUGACCAUUACUGAUGAUACUGCCGAAGGUCUAUUUGUUUGUUUUGAUGGGGUAAUGACGAAACUACGUAACAUCAGAAACUAUGAAACUGGUCUUCUAUUGGUACGUGACUAUUCCAUCUCAUAUCAUCGUUUGGUCCGAUUUUUUUCUCAUACACUUGCAAUCAACCACUGGUCACUUAGCCUGGAGAGGGUGUGAACCCGGAAAAGACUCAGGUCCCCCCUUUAUUGCAGACAUAGUAGUCAAGACCUACACGUUCUAGGUCAAGGUUAGUACCUACAACUUCACAGUGAAUCAUCAAACUUUCACAAUCUCACGCAUCCUUAGCGAAGGUGACCGUACGCCACUUUCUGCCUUUGUUGACGAUGUAAGUUUCAUGUAUAUUUCAUUCUUCAUUCCUUAGUUUGUAAAUAAUUUUAAGUGAUUCUGAUCAGGGAGCAGCGAUGACAAUGGAGAUGAUAUAUGCUCGGUGCCAACUCAGUACCUACUAAGGUGGACAUUGGUGCUAGUAGUUUUCAGGAAGCAUCGACUACACGAGCAGCUCCAAGUGGUGUCGACACAAAGAAGCCUCCAGCGCAAGCAGCUUCCAAGAUGGCCAAGAAAACACUCAUGGCAUAGGUUAAGAUAAUGAGUGCAUUGGACGCAGUAUUUCCUCUUUGAACAAUGCUAAUGCAUCAACAUUUUAUUUGAAUAAGUAUGUUUUUGUUUCGCUCCUUUUGGGUAAUCUAUGUUUGGUUCAGAGGAUUUUUAUAAAAAUGUCUGAGCUUUAAUUGGUUUGUAUAUUUAGUACCAUACGUCAUUUAAUUACUAAGAUUCAGUUUAUAUACGCAGAACUCACAUUCUGCUUAAAAGAAAGAGGGUCAUCUAUAAAAUGACUUAAUGCUCUAUGACUACGUGUCCAAACAGUCUUUAAUUGCCUGUCUUCGUUUUUUUUUAUCAAAGUCUUAAAUUGUCUGUCUAAGCUUGAAUAAAUAGAUAUCUUUAUCAUGACAUUUAACCACUAAGGUUCAGUAUAUAUAUGAUGCACUAAAAUUCAACUUCAAUGAAAGAUGGUCAGCUAUAUAAUAACAUAAUCUAUCUAAGUUUAAGGUAUUUGUUACUUUUUCGUGUCUUUUAAACUCAAGGUUCAUUAAUUUAUAUAUAAAAAUUUUACUAGGGAAAGCCCUAGCUCUAAUGGCGACUCCGAUGGCGACUCCGACGGCGACUAAGGAAACGAAGAUCUUUUCCUGAUCGAUUCACCCUUAGUGAUUGAUUAGUCUCUCAUUCCAAAUCGAUCAUUAUCGUCUGGUUGUGCCCGGUUCAUUCCAAGCAAUCCACCUUUGAUCACCCUCUUUGUUUACAAAUCGAUCUUCGUCGUUUGUUUCACUGAGAUUAAGCAACGCAAAGCUUUACACGCUGUAUCCAUACAAUACCGAUGGCGUCAAGCAAAGGAAAAGGUCCUCUGUAUCAGGAUGAUGACAAUGACCCUAUACUACUUCCGGAUCAGGCUGAUGAGAAUCUUAUCAAAGAGUAUAGCUCGUCUCUUAUAGGCAAGGUCUUAAAUCCCAAGAAGCAGAACGUCGAACGUCUUAUUGUUGCGAUGCCAGAACAGUGGGGAAUGUCUGACAAGAUCUCUGCGUGUGAUCUAGGCAAUGGUCGGUUCUUAUUCAACUUUGAUAAUGAGGAGGAUCUUACUUCUAUUCUCAACCAAGGCCCUUUUCACCAUAAUUAUUGUAUGUUUGUGCUCGUACGUUGGGAGCCGGUGAUUGACGAUAACUAUCCAUCAAUGAUCCCAUUUUGGAUUCAACUGCAAGGAAUCCCUCUGCACCUGUGCACGAAACAGAAUCUGGAAGCUAUUGGUGAUCGGCUGGGCAAGUUGGAGACAUCAGACACGGUGGAGGGGAAGAUUAAGGUCUCAGUGGACUCAACCAAGCCUCUGAAGUUUUCACGGAAGCUGCAGACAAAGAAUAAGGAGGAUAUCAUGAUCAAACUUUUCUAUAAAAAGCUGUUCAAACAUUGCUCAACGUGUGGUCUUAUGUCACAAGAAAGUCAAGACUGUUUACAUAAGCAUGAUCUAACCCAAACGGCCCCUCGUGAGAACGUGUUUGAUAGAGUUCGUCCACCAAGACAGGAUGAGGCAUCUCGUGUGAAUGCAGAACGUGGUAAAGAGGAGACUUCUUAUAGGUCUCUAAAUGAUGGGUCAAGUUCCACUUCUAGAGUCCAGAGAUCAACUCACUCAAACCGUGUAAAUCGUAUCAACAGCUCAAGAGAGUCUCGAUACAAUCCGUACUCGUCAGUACGUAAUAAAGGACAAGAAAAGCGAUUCCCUCCUAGGGAUAAAGAAUGGAAGGAGAAACAGAGGCCCCUGAGAAUCGUUGAACCAGUCAGGAGUAUGGAUAGGGAUACUGAUCGUGCAUCUAUGUAUCCAAGGACGACAAUCGGGGACAGAGGAAAGAGUGUGGUCGAGCCAGACAGGUCUCAGCAUAAACGAGAUGACACGAAUGUCACUUACCGUGGGUCAGGAAGUGGCAAGUCGACAGUGGAUGUUGGGACAGCGGAUGAUCUUAUUCCACCAUAUGAUGCUCUAAAUAUUGAUGCAUUAAGUGAACAAGAACAAGAUGAGGAGGAUCGUAUAUGUGAUGCGGAUAUGAACGAUAUUCCGGUGGGUAAUGAAUUAAUGAUAAUGGAGGAAGAUGAUCUCCUCGGAGAGGAACUAAACCAGACAGAAAAUCAAGAGCCCCUUAAGCAGGACAUAUCGCAGCCGGUGUUUGCUUCAGAACAUGGUAAUUCAAUCCUUUUGAUUGAAGCGAAGGAGAAUUCCGGAGAUGAUGGAGCUGGAGAUGACUAUGCGAAAGCUAUAACGAGGAGUGCUACGCGUUCCUUGUUCUCGUCGUCACAAGCUGUAAGCCGUAGGGCUUCAACAAGGAUAAAUGCACAGACAACAUCAGGGCAUGGUAGUGGUGCGAGAGGACAGAGUGGGCACCAGCAAGGAGCGGCUGUGAGGAAAUCGAAAGCGGUUCAAAAGAAAGGUACGGUGGAUGCCAAACAUCCGCCCCACCAUCGUCAAUGAAGACGCUCAGUUGGAACUAUCGAGGGAUAGGAAACGACCUCACAGUUCGACGCCUUAAGGAGAUGUGUCAGAAGCAUCGCCCAUGACUUUUGUUUCUUUCUGAGACUAAAAAUAGGAAGCUGCUGUUGCAAGACAUUCAGGCUGACCUAGGAUUUAAUAAAUUGUUCACCGUUGAACCUCUUGGCCAAAGUGGUGGUUUAGCUUAAUUUUUUAUGGAUGAAUUUCAAGUUGAUGUUUUAUUUUCUAAUAACCGAAUGAUUGAUGUAAAAGUGGUCAUUAAUGGAAUAAAGGUCUAUAUGACAUUUGUUUAUGGAGACCCUGUACUAGACAGAAGAGACGAAGUUUGGGAACGUCUUACGCGUUUCUCAACAAUUAAAGAUGGGCCUUGGUUUAUGAUAGGGGACUUUAAUGAAAUCACAGGACAUCAUGAGA
Molecule: messenger RNA, 6700 nt
Organism: Brassica napus (rape)
Lineage: Eukaryota; Viridiplantae; Streptophyta; Magnoliopsida; Brassicales; Brassicaceae
Exons: 10
Coding region: 4634-6268 (544 amino acids)
Source: RefSeq, a predicted model, not a curated record